AUGGCCAAGUAUCUCAUAAACAGCAGUGUUAAAGAUGAUCUCAGAGUGCCAACUGCCAUGUACGAAUCCAUUCAGAAACUGGAUAAAAAACUUGACCUGCUUCAUCGAAAGGUCUCAGAAAUGCAGCAUACUUGUGCUAGGCCACUGUUACUCAAACCUAAACCAGUUGCAUACAGAAGUUCCAGUCAUUUGCCCCAGGGAAAAAUAAGAGUACAAAAAUCUGUGGAAAGGACUUCAAGUCUUCAUCUCUCUUCACCAGGCCGAGGAAGGCAUAACCCAGUCAUAAGGGCUGCUUUACAAAAUAGCUGUGUUCAGGUGAAUUCCACAACAAAUAGCGUUCAACACACUGUUGAACUUGAAUCACAGCAGCCUGUUCUUAGGCAGAGCCCUCCACUCCCCACCAUCGUUUCUACACGUUCCUUGCAUUCAGAGUUUACAGCAGCUGACAGCAUCCCUGACCUUCUUCCACAACCAAAUCUUUCAGCUACUGUUGAAAGUACUGUCAAUAUUGCAUCAUCUUCAGCAGCAUCAUCAGUGAUGCCAGCGCCAUCUGAAACAGGUUUGGGAGAUGAAGCAGUGGUGGUGAACUACAGAAGUGCGUCUGGGAAUGUAAACAUUAGUAAAGAAGUGCCACCUUCAUCAGUCUCCAUCCAUCCAAGCUUUGAAUAUGUUGGUGACCCAGUGAGAAAUGUGAAAGUUCUUGGAAACUAUUUGAUGAAAGCUCGUCAAAAGACUAAACCAAAGUAUGCAGCACGCUACUUAGUUCGUGUCUUGUUCCCCAAGGAAGCUUUGCUGUGUAGCGUGAUAGGAAUGAGUACACAAGGGUGGUGUUCACUGGAUCCUAAUAAAAUGACUGCAAUAAGAGAAUUUCUUGCAGCUAACUUUCCGAACUAUGAUUUGAGUGAAUAUGGAAAAGACUGGAAAACUUGUAUCACACAUAUCAAUGCUAUGAUCCGCUGUUUGCACUCUGAAACAAAAAUAAACCAAGAGAUAGCUAAUGAGAAAGAUAAAUUGGCUUACAGUCCAGAUACAUCUCUUGGUGUAGAUUUAAAUUGCAGUGAAGACAGUAAAGGGAGUUCUCAAAACUCUCAGAAGAUGACCAAUUCUACAAGUGACAGUCUGCAAAAUUCAGGAUGGAAUAAGUUCCCAGAAUCUUUCCAUACACCUUCAGUGAAGAAACUGCAGUCCCUGGAACCUAUGGAACUCCUUGGAAGUCCGUGGCGCAAUGUGCAGCUGCCUGUCUCAGUCCUUUAUGUAGCAAAGGGGAAGUCUCGGCCAGAGCUGUCAGCUCGCUACCUGAUUCGUCAUCUGUUCACCGAAGAUGUGCUGGUGAAAAGCAAUGUCUAUGGUAAUAUUGAACGUGGUAUGAGUCCGUUGGACUGCAACAGAAUUAAUGCUCUCAGAGACUUUCUUCAAGAGAAUUACCCAUCCUUUGAUCUGAAGGAAACUGGAUAUGAUUGGAAGGCGUGUGUGGCUGCCAUAAACAGUACAAUCCGCAGUCUCAGACAUGACCACAAAAAGGCUACAGCUGGAAUCCUUUAAGGUGUCCUCCAACCUGAGGCAUUCUAAGAAUAUACCUAUGAUCAAGGUAGCAGAAGCAGGUAGAAAUGCAGAGAGGAAAAAAAGGACCUCCAUGAAGGACGAUUAAAAGUCAAUGAAACUAUUUCACUGUGUGU
Lagopus muta (rock ptarmigan) is the source of this 1676-nucleotide messenger RNA. RefSeq names its product BEN domain-containing protein 2-like. The transcript has 8 exons. Gene Ontology annotation, molecular function: DNA binding. Lineage: Eukaryota; Metazoa; Chordata; Aves; Galliformes; Phasianidae. The record is from RefSeq and is a predicted model, not a curated record. The coding region runs from base 1 to 1542 and encodes 513 amino acids.